AUGAAUACCAUCAAAGCUAUUAUCAGAUUUAUCCAACUUCGCAGCCGAGCACAGGCACAGUUGCCAGAUGAGCCAACUGAGCCAGUUUUGCCUGUCGAGAUACUCCGCCAAAUUUGGCAAGAAUCCUUCGUCCCACGGACAGUUGUGUUCCGCCACCAGGAGACUAUGAUCCUGCUGGGACUCUCCAGGGGUGUUGAAGACUUACCAGCAGAACUACCCUCCUUCCCCCAAGGUCCAGGUCAAGGGUAUGUUUUUGUCUCGCCUAGAGAGUCUCUACUAACUCGCCAGAUUUACCCUGAUAGCAGACAGGAAACAGACCGUUAUUACAACAAACUUUCGCUGGAUGCUUCACAUCCUGAAGUUCUCUUCAAUCCAGAGAUCGAUACUUUGGCUAUGAGCCCUUAUCGAUUACACCAUUUUUGGAAGCCCUUCCCGAAGGAUACCAGAAAGAACGGAGUGUCUUGGGCCGGGGAAAAGGAUAUGUACUUGCCCACUACCCUUGCAAUGUCUAUGGUGCAUUUGAGAAGCAUGCUCCAUCAGGAUCAUGAGAAUCUCGCAUCGACACAGGCCAUUGCGGUGGGGAAUGUAAGGUGGUCCUCUGGGGAGGUUGGAACGCCAGGGAAUUCACAUCUUUCCACCGCUGGAUUUUUGAAUAGGUUCGAAGCCUCUAUCCAGAACAGCUUUCAAAACCUCUCCAAAAUCAUCCUGGUUAGACCUACUACUCAACGCCAAGGCUUCAACAGAGAUUUUACAGACUCACUCGGUUCCGAAGCGGGGCGGGAUCUCUGCAGACAACAAAUCCGAGAGAUUUACGAAAGACUACGAGAAAGAGACCCAGAAGUCAAAGUCCCAGAGGUCAUCAUUCUAAAUGCAGAUGACCCGCAAGCUCCUGACUUUGACCCACAUUCAGAUCAAAAUUGA
Hymenoscyphus albidus is the source of this 921-nucleotide messenger RNA. NCBI's taxonomy places the organism in Eukaryota, Fungi, Ascomycota, Leotiomycetes, Helotiales, Helotiaceae. The record is from the annotation of a GenBank genome assembly.